AUGAAAGACUACAUAAAAGACUACAUGAAAGACUACAUAAAAGACUACAUAAAAGACUACAUAAAAGACUUCAUAAAAGACUCCAUAAAAGACUACACAAUAGACUACAUGAAAGACUACAUGAAAGACUACAUAAAAGACUUCAAAAAGACUUCAAAAAGACUACAAGUUCUACAAACGGCCAUUAUCGAUAUUAAAGCCGAUGUUGUCGGGUCAAAUCGUAGAUCAAUUUACUGCACCAAAUUGAAAGUAUUCCUGCGAGAGUAUGUACAGCUUACAGUCAAAAGAUUCUUGGCUCCCUAUGAAUCUUUGAAAACAGGAUUCUUGGCUCCCUAUGAAUCUUUGAAAACAGGAUUCUUGGCUCCCUAUGAAUCUUUGAAAACAGGAUUCUUGGCUCCCUAUGAAUCUUUGAAAACAGGAUUCUUGGCUCCCUAUGAAUCUUUGAAAACAGGAUUCUUGGCUUCCUAUGAAUCUUUGAAAACAGGAUUCUUGGCUUCCUAUGAAUCUUUGAAAACAGGAUUCUUGGCUUCCUAUGAAACUUUGAAAACAGGAUUCUUGGCUCCCUAUGAAUCUUUGAAAACAGGAUUCUUGGCUCCCUAUGAAUCUUUGAAAACAGGAUUCUUGGCUCCCUAUGAAUCUUUGAAAACAGGAUUCUUGGCUCCCUAUGAAUCUUUGAAAACAGGAUUCUUGGCUCCUUAUGAAUCUUUGAAAACAGGAUUCUUGGCUCCCUAUGAAUCUUUGAAAACAGGAUUCUUGGCUCUCUAUGAAUCUUUGAAAACAGGAUUCUUGGGAUUAUUGGCUCCUUAUGAAUCUUUGAAAACAGGAUUCUUGGCUCCCUAUGAAUCUUUGAAAACAGGAUUCUUGGCUCCCUAUGAAUCUUUGAAAACAGGAUUCUUGGCUCCCUAUGAAUCUGUUGGAACAGGAUUCUUGGCUCCAUGUGAAGCUGUGGACAUAAGAUUGUUUGCUCUUAUCCCAGCUGUGUAA
Biomphalaria glabrata is the source of this 984-nucleotide messenger RNA. RefSeq lists its product as uncharacterized. NCBI's taxonomy places the organism in Eukaryota, Metazoa, Mollusca, Gastropoda, Planorbidae. The record is from RefSeq and is a predicted model, not a curated record. Bases 1 to 984 code for a protein of 327 amino acids. The transcript is spliced from 4 exons.